UUAUUCUCACAAUCGCUAAUCUGCCUCACUUGUCGACGCCGAGGAGUCGUUGGCGUAAUAAAAUAGAGUUGGGAUAGGAUUAAAGAAAAUUUAGAAAAGGUUGCAAAAUUUUUUGCAAUUUUUGUGCAGGUGAAGACAUUUUGAGGGGAUGAGAUUUUGUAAAUAAGUCUUGAAGAAGAAAUUACGCAUUUUUACACGUGAAAAAUGGAGGAAUCAGAAAACAUGACGACCUCCUUUCUGGAGAACGUGACCACAUCAGUGCCUCCCAUGUCGAGGAUGGACGACCAUGGCGAUACUGGAUUCGUGUUGGCGUCUACCGCCCUCGUUUUCAUGAUGAUUCCUGGAGUGGGAUAUUUCUACAGUGGGAUGGCCACGAGCAAAAGUGCCUUAUCUUUGAUCAUGUUAAGCUGCUGGUCAAUCGCAGUCGUUUCUGUGCAGUGGUUCCUGUUCGGCUACUCGCUCACCUUUUCGAAAACGGGGAAUUUUUUCAUUGGAAACUUUGACCAUAUUUUUCUCCUCGGAGUCUUCGAGGAUUCGAACGUCAUCAACCCGAAAAUCCCGGAUAUCGCGUUUUGCCUCUAUCAAGGAAUGUUUGCCGCCAUAACGCCCGCUUUGGCCAUCGGUUCGGCCGCAGAGAGGGGGCGCUUUCUUCCCACAACGAUUUUCAUAUUUGUUUGGACAACGCUAGUUUACGAUUUUUUGGCCUGCUGGACCUGGAACCCCAACGGUUGGGGCGCUCAGAUGGGAGGACUUGAUUUCGCGGGAGGGACGCCAGUUCAUAUCUCCGCGGGUGCAGCGGCGCUAGCGUAUGCCGUAAUUUUGGGAGAAAGAGACCCCACCCUGACACCUUCCGGAGUCCACAAACCACACAACAUGUCCAAAGUUUUUAUGGGAACGGCCUUCAUCUGGUUUGGGUGGUUCGGAUUCAAUGGCGGAUCAGCUCUACAACCCAACGUGCAAGCCGUGAUGGCCGCCUUUGUGACCAACCUGUCCGCCUGUGUGGGUGGGAUUACGUGGGUCCUACUGGAUUAUCGGUUGGAAAAGAAAUACUCCGCGCUCGGGUUUUGCGUCGGAGCCGUGGCCGGAUUGGUCACGAUUACUCCGGCGUGCGGAUAUGUGGGGCCGGCCAGCAGUAUCGUUUUUGGAAUACUGGGAUCUGCCGGUUGCAACGUCGCCCUCAAUUUCAAGCACUUUCUCAAAUACGAUGACGCUCUCGACGUGUUUGCCGUACACGGCGUGGGCGCCAUAAUCGGAAACAUUCUAACGGGAAUCUUUGCCCAAAAGGUGUACGCUUUCAAUACCAUUGAAGGCGGCUGGCUGGAUGGACAUUGGAUGCAGAUUGUUCACCAAAUCGCAGACACCGUGGCCGGACUUGGAUGGAGUUUCUGCGUCACAUUCGCCAUCCUGUGGAUCAUGAACAAGAUCCCGGGACUCUCCCUCCGCGUGGACCAGGAAUCCGAACGGAUCGGGAUUGAUAAGUCGGAGCUCGGGAUUUCCUGUUACGAACACGUCGACGCGGCCAAACGCCGUAGAAGCAGCAUCUUUCCCAUGGGAACAUCCCUCUUCACGCCAACCAUGCCCACCACCCCCACCAAACACGGCAUGACCCUAACCAUCCCGACCCUUAACGUUCCAAAUGGAUCCGGUGGUGGGUACGACAAUCCACAAGUUGUGAAGGAAGAGGAGGAAGAGGAAGAACACAAAAUGUGAAA
This is a messenger RNA of Folsomia candida, 1712 nucleotides long. RefSeq names its product ammonium transporter 1. Gene Ontology annotation, biological process: ammonium transmembrane transport. Gene Ontology annotation, cellular component: plasma membrane. NCBI's taxonomy places the organism in Eukaryota, Metazoa, Arthropoda, Collembola, Entomobryomorpha, Isotomidae. The coding region runs from base 205 to 1710 and encodes 501 amino acids. Gene Ontology annotation, molecular function: ammonium channel activity. The record is from RefSeq and is a predicted model, not a curated record. The transcript is spliced from 9 exons.